AUGGAGGGGACUCAAGGUGGUUCUAAUGCACCAGCGCCUUUUCUUACAAAAACAUAUGACUUGGUGGAUGACCCCUCAUCCAACCACGUUGUGUCUUGGAGUGAUACUGGUUGUAGUUUCGUGGUUUGGGAUCCCACAGAGUUCGCCAAAGAAAUGCUUCCCAUGUAUUUCAAACACAACAACUUUUCAAGCUUCGUGAGGCAGCUGAAUACAUAUAUUGGGAACAAGAGUAAAUGGGGUCUGAACUGUGAAGCUGACAAAUGGACAAACCUUGUCUUGGAGAAAGGCUCUCUGAAGAUGAUGGAGAAUUCCAUAAACACUUCAUUUGAUUGGCAAUCGCAAAGCAGUGGUUUUAUAUGCGUGGCAUACAUGGUUGGGCCUCACUGGAAAGGUUUUCGAGACAUGCUACCAUGUUGGGGCUGGAUUUCUGAGAGUCGUAUGGUCACCGCUGCUAAGAGGAGUUCAAUAAUUGGGGUUAUUGCCCUGGGGUUUAGGAAAAUUGAUCCUGAACAGUGGGAGUUUGCAAAUGAGGAAUUCUUAAGAGGAGGAAGACAUCUGCUGAAAAAAAUUCACCGCCGCAAGCCAAUUCAUAGUCAUUCCAUGCAGAAUCAUGAGUAUUCUUCAGUUCCUUUAAGUGAGACAGAAAGAGAAGAAUAUGAGAAGAAAAUCAAUAGACUGAAUCAUGAUAAAAGCUUGCUUGAGUUAGAGCUACAAAGGCAUCAAAGAGAGAAUCUAGAGUUUGACUAUCAAAUACAGAUAUUACAAGAACAACUGCAGAAAAUGGAACAUCAGCAGAAACAGUAUACAUCCUUCUUGGCUCAACUACUGCAGAAACCAGGAUUAGCUUCUAUACUUGUGCAAAAAUCAGAAAUCCAUAACAAAAAGAGAAGAUUGUUGACAUCUAGCCAAUUUCCUGAUGAUUUCAAGAUGGAAAUUUUGAAUUUGAAUACGCAGAAUGAAAACCUGGAUUUUCUACAUGGGAUCGGGGAAGCAAUGCCUGAAGAAGUAAAUGAUAUUGGCUUGUUAUCUCAGGCCUCUCCCAUCAUUGUUACAGAAAUACAAGACCCUGGCAUGAAUAGCAGGCCUUGCUCACCUAGAUCGCGUUUAUCUUCGCCAAAUUCAAUGAAUGUUUCAUCCCCAGAGGUGGUUGGGUCUGCAAAUUUUCUUGACAUCCUUGCUAUAACAUCAACAUGCCACAAUGUUGAUUUCAGGCCAAAAUCUUCAGGGAUUGAUAUGAACUCUAAGCCCGAUAGUGCUCCUGCGGCUGAGGCCUUGAAAGAAAUGGUACAGGAAAUGAAAAAUGCCGAGCCUGCUGCGGCGAAUGAUAUGUUUUGGGAACAGUGCCUGACAGAGACCCCUGGUUUAGAUGAUGCGCAGGAAGUACAGUCAGAAAGAGGGGAUAGUGAUGGCGGAGUGAGCAAUACCAAUCCAGCUAUUCAGAAAAAGCUUUGGUGGAACACAGAUGUAGAUAACUUCACAAACCAAAUAGGGCGCCUCACUCCAGCUAGUUGA
Messenger RNA from Prunus armeniaca (apricot), 1512 nucleotides. Lineage: Eukaryota; Viridiplantae; Streptophyta; Magnoliopsida; Rosales; Rosaceae. The record is from the annotation of a GenBank genome assembly.